Selaginella moellendorffii is the source of this 1302-nucleotide messenger RNA. RefSeq lists its product as uncharacterized. The record is from RefSeq and is a predicted model, not a curated record. The transcript has a single exon. Lineage: Eukaryota; Viridiplantae; Streptophyta; Lycopodiopsida; Selaginellales; Selaginellaceae. The coding region runs from base 1 to 1302 and encodes 433 amino acids.
AUGCAUGGACUUGGGAAAGAGGGACUGCUCACACCUUCAAGAAGAGGAGUACUUCAUAUGGAGAGGCCCUUUGCAAGAUUUCUUGUUGUUUGUUGUUUGAUCGUUGCUUUGUGGGUAUCAUGGAGUGUCAUAAACGAUGGAGCCGUCAUACAGCGCAUGAUACUCUUUAGCAGCCGUCCAGUUCUUCGCGUUUUCCCGCCCGCGAAUUUCAAGCUUCCUCAAGGUCAUCCCUGCAGAUCUUUUCCAAAUCCCUCUCCCCCCCCCUGCUGGCUUUGCAAUUGCCCGGUAUGCUACGUUCGAGUGGAUCAGGCGCUGAAAGCGCUGCCCCCACAAGGGAUCUUCCCAGAACUCGUUCUCUCCACGCUCACCUAUCUCCACCGCGCAGGCUCGACAAACUCCACACCAUUUGGCGGGAAUUUCAGCCUGGAAGAGCGCGAGAGGUCCUUCAAGAUCAGAGAAUCGAUGGCGAUUCCGUGUGGAUUCGCCAGGGCCGGAAUGGAGCCAGGGAGAGAGGGCUCCGGAUUCGAGAUCCAGGAGGAGGCCGACAUGGAUUAUCUCCGAGAAUGCAGGGGAAUCGUGGUCGCAUCCGCGAUCUUCGGCAACUAUGACGUGCUCAAGCCUCCCGCGAACCUGAGCAGCACCAGCGCCAGGACGGUUUGCUUCGCAAUGUUCGUCGACGACGAGACGCUGGAAUCUCUCCAGAUGGAAGGAACUCCAGCCGGGGCGUGGAGAAUCAUCCUCGUACGAAGCGACGCAUACGAGGGAGACAACCGAUCCAAGGGCGAGAUUCCAAAGAUGCUACUGCACAGGCUCGUCCCCAACGCGCGCUUCUCCAUCUGGAUCGACGCCAAGCUCCAGAUGGUGGCGGAUCCCAUCCAGAUCCUGGACAGGUUCCUGUGGAGGAGCGGCGACACCAUGGCCAUCUCCAACCAUUUCGAGCGCGCGGACGCUUUCGAGGAGGCCGAGGCAACGAUCCGGUACCGGAGGUACGAGAGCAAGGCCAAGAUGGACGCGCAGAUGGAGUUCUACCGUACGCACGAUGGGCUCCUUCCGUAUGACCGCGCCGCCAGGAUGCCGCUGGUGAGCGAUGUCCCGGACAGCUGCGCGGUGCUGAGGGAGCACACGCCGCUCACCAAUCUCUUCUCGUGCCUGUGGUUCAACGAGCUCGACAGAUUCACGCCGCGCGAUCAGGUGAGCUUCGCGGUGGUGCGUGACAAGAUCAUCGCGCAGGUUCCAUGGCGGAUCAACAUGUUUGAGGACUGCGAGAGGAGAAACUUUGUGUGGGAGACGCCGCACAAGUGA